Messenger RNA from Camellia sinensis, 444 nucleotides. Lineage: Eukaryota; Viridiplantae; Streptophyta; Magnoliopsida; Ericales; Theaceae. The record is from RefSeq and is a predicted model, not a curated record.
AUGGAAAAUGGUAAACACCCUUCGCCUCUCCAACUCCGACUCCAACAACAACAACUACCCCAACCACCGCAUCAAGCGCAUCUGUGGAAGGUGGUGGUGGUGGCCUCAAUAGGAGCCAGGGUUCAGUUCAGUUGGACUUUGCAAUUCUCUCUCCUCACACCAUACGUCCAGCUUCUAGGCAUCCCACACAAAUGGGCAUCCUACAUAUGGCUCUGCGGCCCCAUCUCCGGCCUUGUGGUGCAACCUCUCGCCGGCUUCUACAGCGACUGCUGCUCCUCCAAAUUCGGCUGCCGCCACCCCUUCAUUGCAGCUGCCACCGCUCUCGUCACGCUCUCCGUCAUCCUCAUCGGCUUCGUCGCCGACCUCGGCCACCUCUCUGGUGACCGCCUUGAUUCCGGGGCCGUCAAGCCCCGUGCCAUCACCAUCUUUGUGGUUGGAUUCUAG